Aspergillus ochraceoroseus IBT 24754 is the source of this 2710-nucleotide messenger RNA. Its product is annotated as transcription factor domain-containing protein. The transcript has a single exon. Lineage: Eukaryota; Fungi; Ascomycota; Eurotiomycetes; Eurotiales; Aspergillaceae. Gene Ontology annotation, molecular function: DNA binding; zinc ion binding. Gene Ontology annotation, biological process: DNA-templated transcription. The coding region runs from base 344 to 2404 and encodes 686 amino acids. The record is from RefSeq and is a predicted model, not a curated record.
CGGCCCAGAAGUGGUGGCCGCCACGAUUCACGUCGUCACCCCUUCUCCCCAUAUGUACUCACUGGGGUCUUCUUCUAAACAUCCGCGGUCCGCUUCAACAGUACGCCAACGUGCGCCCUGUGCGAAGCUUCCCCGAUGUCAAGUGGGAUAGGAUGCUGGUGGAUGCAGUGUGUUCUGAGAUUGAUACUAUUGCUGGGAGUGACGUUGGGGUUUGAUAGAGAAAGAUUCGGAAGAAUUCGAUCCGAUAUAUAAGUAAGCCUACUUUAGCUUCAACUUUGACCUCACAUCGUCGUCCCACUCUUUCCAACUUCUCCCAAUAUGACCUAUAGUUGAAAUGGUUAAAAUGGCAACCCCUGAAAUUGGCUCUCUUACAGCUCACUCACCCCAAGAAAGCCAGUUUGUCGGCUCCUCCAGCGGGGUUUUCUUUAUCAAUACUGUGCGCCAGGCGUUUUUCUCCUCGUCUGGGGAAUUUCCUCCCCCCGAGGAUACACUGGUCGGGAGUGAAUCCACGCCUCAUCCAUACGCUCAGGAAGAGACGCCUGUGUCGCAAUGGCAAUAUGAUCCCACCGUGGCCGGUGUUUUGGGCCAUGCACCGCCGCAGAGUCUGGCCCGCGACCUGAUGAUGGUUUACUUCAAAGUCUGGCAUCCGCUGUUUCCAUUUCUCCAUGGACCGACGUUCCUGAAUGCCAUGGAGUUGCUCUACUCGCAGGACCAGACGCAGACAGCCCCGCGAAGCUCGCUCGCACACAACACUCCCUGGACCACCAUCUUCCAGUGCGUCUUCCACCUGGCGACGCUCGUGCGACCUGAUCUCCAACUGCCCCCGGAAUGCCGCAUCCAACCCCCACUUAGCGCCAGCAUGCAUUCCCUUCUAUGCCCCCUGACUGCGCGCCACAAUCUGCUCACCCUCCAGGCGCUGCUUGCCUCGCAGCUUUACCUGGUGGCGACCAUGUCCCUGCGCACAGCUUCCACAGUAGGCGGCUGCAUGCUGCGCUCCAUGCUCCACGCCGGCCUGCACCGGUGUCCAUUCCGAUAUCGUGAGCUCUCUACCUCGUCGCAACACCGACACCUCCGCAAGCGCAUCUUCUGGUCUGCGUAUGCGCUCGAUCGCUAUCUCAGUCAAGCAUUGGGUCUUCCAUUAGGCAUCCAGGACUCUGAUAUCGACGUGUGCGCCCCUGGAUGCCCGGAACUACAUCGUCCACUCCAGCAUACCCCAUCGCGACACCACCAGGUUCAAGCAACCUUCACUUCUGCAUCACAACCAACAACGCCAUCGGCUUAUUCUGUUGCUGCUUCCGAACACGACAAGGAAAAGGAGAAAGAAAAAAGAGAACUCCCGUUCGCAAGCUACGUCCAAUCCGGCAAAAUCACAGGCGAAGCCCUCGAACUCUUCCACAAAACCAUCUUUGCGCGCUCAAUCUCCCAAACCUCCGUUCUUGUGUUGACUACGUCUGUCCAUAAAUGGUGGAAUAGUCUGGACCUCCCUCCUCCUCCGCCUCCUUCCCUCCAACCCACCUCCUCCCCACGGCCCUCUGCACUAAGAACUAUUGAUAAAAGCGCCAGCAGCAGAAACAGCAAUAUAGAAACCGACCCCCCAUUCAACUACACCCCCUUCUUCACAAUCCUCUACCAACACCUCAUCCUCCUAAUCAACCGCCCCUCACUGUCCCUCCCACCCAACACCCCCGAAUUCGCGUCUUCCCUGCAAUCCUGCAUCUCCGCCGCAAGGCAUAUCCUUCUCGCUCUCAAGGCCCAACGAGACGCAGGCCAAGCACUAUUCUGGCCCGGAUUUUUGUCUGCAGCAUGGAUGGCGGGGCUCGUCUUAGCAUUUGCGUGCCAACUAGGACAAUACGUGCUUGAACGUGGCUGUCUGUAUGUUCUUCCUCCUUCCUCCUUCCUUUCUUCCUCACCCACACCCACAAGAAAAGUAGCAACAACCAAUCAAUCAAUCAACCAAUAUCAUUUCAAAGCUAACACAACACCCACACCCACACACACACACACGUCCAUUCCCUCACUCAAGAGAAAUCUCCUCCUCUCUACACUUCCUCAAAAUCAUGUCGUCGCAAUGGGAACCCGCCAAACACUGCCACACCGCGUUAUCGCUCCUGCUUCGGGCGGUUUCAAGACUCGACCCGGACUCUGCUGCUGCUGCUGCUGCUUCUUCGAAUUUCCCCAAUGCCACCACCACCACCACCACUACAAGCAUCAACUCCACUGCCACCAAUGCUCAGAACAGGGACACCCCUGCAGGUAUAAAUGCGGGAGAAGAUUCCUCCCCCCCGGCCUCAUCUUCUUCUGCCUCUGCUGCUUCCUCUGGCGCUCGCAAACGGCGAAAGCUGAAUGCUGGCGCUUCGGAGUCUCUUCCCCCCAGGCAAAGAACCUCCUCGGAGCGGCUGAGUGAAUAUGGCGCCGGGGGUGUGGGGUUGGGGAUCCAGGGGAAUUCUCUACCUGGGAACCCGAACGGGACCGGUCCACUGGAUGAUGGCUGGAGCCAGAGUCAGAGUCAGGCAUUGGAAUUGGAUAUCGAUCUGGUAGAUUUACUACAAGAAGCGAAUUUUGACAGUUUGAUGGAUCUGUUUGGACAUCAGUAUCCUACGUUUUAACAAUUCACUACUAGUGCUACCGUAUGUUACAUAUAUUACUGGAUAGGCUAGAUGAAAGCUACGAAUGAAAAAAGGCAUCCGCGAGGAAGUCAUAAGUCUAUAUU